Messenger RNA from Rubroshorea leprosula, 2076 nucleotides. The record is from the annotation of a GenBank genome assembly. Lineage: Eukaryota; Viridiplantae; Streptophyta; Magnoliopsida; Malvales; Dipterocarpaceae.
AUUUUAUUCUUAUCCAUCCCAUCCACCUUCUUCUCAAGAUCGGCGGCUGGCUCAUCUCUUCCUCUGGACUUCUGUCGUAUGUGAUGGAAGGAUGUUAGACCAUUUCACUUUAUUCAUUUUGCUCUCUCCAUUGGCCCCUGAAGACCCUUUUCAGUUUUCGACCUCUUUGUUCCUGGAAAAGCAAAAUGGAGAACAGGAUAAACGUGAACUUGAAGCCCAUGGAUGCAGAACAGCUGAGGGAGAAUGCCCACAAGAUGGUUGAUUUCAUUGCUGAUUACUACAAAAACAUUGAGAAUUUCCCAGUUCUCAGCCAAGUUGAGCCUGGAUACCUCCAUAAACUUUUACCGGAUUCUGCACCUACCAAACCGGAGUCAUUGCAACAUGUUUUUGACGAUAUUCAGGAAAAGAUAUUACCAGGGGUUACACAUUGGCAAAGUCCAAACUAUUUUGCGUAUUACCCUUCUAAUGGUAGCAUUGCUGGAUUUAUGGGAGAAAUGCUCAGUGCUGGUCUUAACAUUGUUGGUUUCAGUUGGAUUACUUCUCCUGCUGCAACAGAGCUUGAAGUCAUUGUUCUUGACUGGUUUGCUAAGAUGCUUAAGCUGCCCGAAGACUUCCUGUCAGCAGGACAAGGUGGUGGAGUGAUACAGGGCACAGCAAGUGAAGCUGUCCUAGUUGUGCUACUGGCUGCUCGUGAUAGACUUUCACGGAGGACAGGAAAAACUGCACUUGAAAAGCUUGUUGCCUAUGCUUCUGAUCAAACACAUUCCUCCCUGCAAAAAGCCUGCCAGAUAGCAGGGAUCCAUUCUGAAAAUUGCAGGGUGCUAAAAACAGACUCCUCUACUAAUUAUGCACUUUCACCGGAGUUACUUGAUGAAGCAAUUUCUCAUGACCUUGCUGCUGGAUUGAUUCCCUUCUUUUUGUGUGCUACUGUUGGCACCACUUCUUCAACAGCUGUUGAUCCUUUGCCUGCCCUUGGGGAGAUUUCUAAGAGGAAUGGAAUGUGGUUCCAUGUUGAUGCUGCAUAUGCUGGAAGUGCCUGUAUAUGUCCUGAAUUCCGUCAUUACAUUGAUGGUGUUGAAGAUGCUGACUCUUUCAACAUGAAUGCACAUAAAUGGUUCUUAACAAACUUUGAUUGCUCAUUGCUUUGGGUGAAGGAUAGAAAUGCCUUGGUUCAGGCCCUCUCUACAAAUCCGGAGUAUCUGAAAAAUAAAGUUAAGUUUUGUUAUAUUCAUUUAUUUUUAUACAAUAUCAUGGUAAAGAAAACUUAAUAUUAAAGCUAAGCAGUGCAUCUUUUGGUAUUUUUAUUGACAUAAAGCAAUAUAACUAUGGGAUAAUAAAGUUGCCAAUGCAAUAAUGAUCAUGCUGAUAGCACCUGAGUUAAUGUUUUUGAUGUGGUUCAUUGGGGUAAAAUGAAAGAUCAAAUGAUGCAAUAGAGGAUACAUGUAAGGCUGAUGGAAUAUGAAGUUAAUAAUUUUCAGAAUUAACCCUAUUUGUGAAGUUAACAAUAAAUCUCGAUUAUUGUCCGUCCAACCUUGCAUUUGCAUGCUGAUGAUAUAUUAUAGAUUACAAGAUAUCUUGAACAUAACUGUGGCAACUUCAUUCCAUCUAUAACUGGCCCAGCAUUUUUGGUUAAUCAAAUUGGCAUCAUCUGGGAUGUUGACAACCUAGUGUAAUAUGGAGUUGUAUAUCUUAAUUAUGUUACACCAAAGAUUAUCAGAUGUGCCAUAUUACCUAGGCUAGUUCUCAUGAUUUAGAAAUAUUCCAUGAUUUAGAAAUAUCGUAUGUUUGUUUUAAGAAAAUUGACUAUGUUUUGAUUAUUUUCCCUGCAUUUAUGAAGUUUAGCUUAAAUAACCUAAGCGAGAAGCUGAGCCAUUGCUUCAUUGUUUGGUAUCAACAUGUUUCUCUACAUGUUGAUCUUUAUUUCCUUCCUGUAUUUAUUAUAUCAACUCACCUUAUAAUCUGGUUCUUUAUGUCUUGAAAUUAUCAAUUCACUUUGGCAUUUGGAAAAUGGUUAUGACCUCAGACUUUACCAAAUGAGAAGAAAAUUUCAAAAUAUAAUAUAUUGCUGAAGUUUAU